Messenger RNA from Gadus macrocephalus (Pacific cod), 2268 nucleotides. Its product is annotated as E3 ubiquitin-protein ligase TRIM39-like. Gene Ontology annotation, molecular function: zinc ion binding; protein binding. The transcript is spliced from 3 exons. The record is from RefSeq and is a predicted model, not a curated record. The coding region runs from base 168 to 1682 and encodes 504 amino acids. Lineage: Eukaryota; Metazoa; Chordata; Actinopteri; Gadiformes; Gadidae.
GAGUCAGGUCUUAGGGGAGGAGGGAAGAGGAUGUCUUGAUCAGGAAACUAAAUCUAACAUUCAUAGGAACCAAAGCUACCAGAAGUGGAAGCAGUUCUCUCUUUCAGGAGGAAAAUAAAUCAAUUUUUUUUAACAAAUAGUCUGAAAGACAGAAACCACAGCAAGGAAUGGCCUCUGCUAAAACAUCCUGUACUGAAGAUAACCUUUUAUGUUCCAUCUGUCUGGAUGUGUUCAGAAACCCAGUUUCUACACGAUGUGGACACAACUUCUGCAGAACCUGUAUUACAAAGUUCUGGGAUAAAAAACAAAACUACAAUUGUCCUACUUGCAACCAUCUGUUCCAAACUAGACCUGAUCUACAGGUCAAUACCCUCUUAUCAGAGAUGGCCGCUCAGUGUAGAACAUCCGUACAAGUAAAAGUACAGCCAUGUGUUGAACCAGGAGAAGUUCCCUGUGACGUCUGUACAGGGACCCAGCUGAAGGCCGUGAAGUCCUGCCUAGUGUGUCUUAUCUCUUACUGCCAAACCCACCUGGAGCCACAUCAGAGAGUCGCAGGCCUGAAGAAACAUCGGCUGGUCGAGCCUACGGACCGUCUGGAAGACAGAAUGUGUAAGAAACACAAUCAACUACUGGAGCUCUUUUGCAUGAAUGACCAGGUUUGUGUGUGUCAGAUCUGCACAGAGACAGACCACAGGUUCCAUCAUGCUGUACCUCUAAAGGUGGAACAUGAAGUGAAGAUGGCCAAGCUGGGGAAGAUGGAGGCUGAAGUUCAGCAGAUGGUCCAGGAGAGAAAACAAAAGAUUGAGGAGAUUAAAGACACAGUCAAACGCAGCAAAGCAGACGCAGAAAGAGAGAUAGCGGGAAGUGUGCAGGUCCUCACUGCUCUGAUGCGCCAAAUUGAAAAGUGCCAGGAGGAUCUCAACCAAAUGGUUAAAGAGAGACUGAAAGACACAGAGAAACAAGCAGAAGACCUCAUCAAAGAGCUUGAGCAGGAAAUAGAAGAUCUGACCAAUAGAAGCUCAAAAGUGAAGCCGCUCUCACACACUGAAGACCACUUCCACUUCCUCCAGGCCUUCAGAUCCCUGAAGAAUCCUCCACCCACCAGGGACUGGAUGACAGUGGAGGUCCGUCCUCCGUCAUACGUAGGGACUUUGAGGAGAUCCCUGGAUCAGCUGGAGGAGACACUGAGCAUGGAGAUGAAGAAGCUGCCUGAUGGUGAACUGAAGAGUGUCCAGCAGUAUGAAGUAGAUGUUACUCUGGAUCCUGAUACAGCCCAUCCCAGGCUCAUCCUGUCUAAAGAUGGGAAACUAGUACGUGAUGGAGUUGUAGGGAAGGAAGUCCCAGACAACCCUAAGAGAUUUACAAAGUAUAUACAUGUUCUCACGAGGCAGAGCUUCUCCUCAGGGAGAUUUUACUUUGAGGUCCAGAGUAAAGACAAGACUGCAUGGUAUAUAGGAGUGGCCAGAGAGUCCAUCGACAGAAAAGGUGAGAGCUUAAUGACCCCUGAGACGGGUUACUGGUCUCUUUUCUUGGAUGGAUGGAAGAAGGGUUUGGUAUUUACUGAUUUCCCGCCUGUCCGUGUCCCUCUGAGAGCUGAGAUCCAGAAGGUGGGGGUGUUUGUUGAUUAUGAUGAGGAGCUGAGGCCUGGUUCAGGUAGCUGGUUUAACAUACUCCGAGUUUAAUCCUGCGCUCUGAGUUGGUUGACUCAGAGUUCAGGGUUGAAAAGCAACUCUGGGUUUUCGGUUUCAGAACAGGUGAUCAGCGUUGGGUUAAUCAACUCUGAGUAUGUUCACUCUGGGUUGAGGGCGUGCCUGUUGACUAUGAAGAGCCAUCAUCAAUGGAUCUCUGAUAACAUGAUCAAACAUGGACCAAAAGCGUAGAUCCACUUACUUUUCCCCCACGGAAUUGAAAAUUCUAAUGAACGUGUAUGCCGAGCUUGGCAGGAAAUAGCUGAACAAGUCAAUGCGUGAGUCAAAUAAAUUAGUAAAAUAAAAUAAAAUAAGAGGAAAGUUUAAUAUCUUCCACUUAUUCAAUAUGUAAAUUGUGUGUGUGUGUGUGUGUGUGUGUGUGUGUGUGUGUGUGUGUGUGUGUGUGUGUGUGUGUGUGUGUGUGUGUGUGUGUGUGUGUGUGUGUGUGUGUGUGUGUGUGUGUGUGUGUGUGUGUGUGUGUGUGUGUGUGUGUGUGUGUCAAUUUACGCAACCCCGAGUUGCCCCACGAGGACUUGGCAGCAAAUGAAGUACAAAAAUAUAGUUUAAACAGGUAAACUAA